AUGGGCAUUUUGGCACCACUUGGAGUUCUGCUGGUGUUCACCGCUGACACGGCGGCUGCCAUCGAUGGUGGUAUCGAUUCGAUCGAAAAAGCCGCUGGCAAUGCCACCAUCACCGGGACCGGCGUUUGUGCCCCCGGAAGUGCCUGCGUGCGGCUACUCCAAUGCCCGGAAGUCGAUCGGAUGGCCCUCGUUCGGUACCUUUCCCGUCCACCGCACCUUCGCUCACCUGCCGACCGUCGCUGGAAACAGUCGGUUUGGCAUCGAUGUCCUAUGGCCGAUGGGACGUUCAUCGGAAUCUGCUGUCCUGAGCAUCCGGCCUCCACCGAGGACGAGCCAUCAGAACCGUCAAAUGUGUCUGCACCAUCAGACGAGAAUUUACUUCGAACCGCGGAACGCAUAGGCUCUCUCGAACUGCAGCGGUUCCUCGCGCAUGACCAACGCACCCACGGCCAUACCCCACUUCCGGUCGAUGCGAUUCCACCCGAGCUGGUGUGGGAAGGACUAGCGGAUGUGCUCACGCUGCAAGCGCUCCAAGGACUCACAAACGGGACAGCUGGAAGGUCCUUCCGGCGAGCGAAACGCUGCCUUGUUGGGCCACCCUGUGAAAAGCCACACUCACGCUACCGGCGCUUUGAUGGACGCUGCAACAACGCCGACCCAGGUGGCAGUCUGUGGGGUUCUGCCGGCUUUCCAAUGGAACGAUUACUUCCUCCAGCGUACGGGGAUGGCGUGUGGGCUCCCCGGAUCGUCUCCCUCACCGGUCGGUACCUUCCAACCGCUCGCAAACUCUCCUCCAACCUGUUCGCGGACCUACACAACCCACACACGACCUGCAACGUGCUGCUGAUGCAGUUCGGUCAGUUCCUUGCGCACGAUUUUUCACGCAACAAACCCAUCGCUGCGCAAGGCGCCUGUUGCCAUGCGGAUGGAUCAGGACGCGUGAAGGAUGCUCCACCCGGUUGCAUGCCCAUCCCAGUGUCCCGGCAUGAUGACUUUUACGCCCAACACGGCGUACGGUGUCUUCAGUUCGUGCGAACGGCCGUUGCAGCGGUGCACGAGUGUAAUGCCACCCCACACGCACGUCAGCUUUCCGCCGUGAGUCACUUCAUCGAUGGGUCACCCAUUUAUGGUGCAAAUGGUGGGCAAGCUCGAGAUUUGCGCGCCUUCGAGGGUGGUCGGUUGAGGUCACUGUCUCACCGGCAUUUUCACAACGAACUGCCACCGCUCGAUCGUACCGAGGGUGCGUGUGAUCCGCACGCGAAAAUGUGCUUCCAAACUGGGGAUGUGCGCUCGAAUCAGCUCGUAUCGCUCGUAGCCAUCCACACGCUGUUCCUGCGCGAACACAACCGACUGGCAAGGAGUCUGGAGCAGAUAAACCCCCACUGGGGUGAUGAGACUUUGUUCCAGGAGACGCGUCGAAUUGUCAUCGCUCAGUUGCAGCAGAUCGCUUUCGGCGAGUACCUCCCGAAGGUGGUUGGACCACGUUAUAUGGAGCUGUAUGGGCUUAAGCUGGCUCCGGGUGGGUCUUACAGUGCGUUCUACAACCCCAAAACGAACCCGUCCGUUUCGAGUGAGUUCACCGUGGCGGCUUUCCGGUUUGGCCACUCAACCGUACCUUCGCAGCUGGACCUGCCAGAUGGUGCGGUGCCAACCUGGCGCACGUUUCUCGAUCCAACGCGCUUUCGCGAACGGCCCUUUUACGAUGGGUUGCUCGAAGCGCUUCAACACCAACCGAUGCAAACGGUUGACGAACUGUUUACCGUCAGCUUGACGCGCUUGCUGGACGUAAAACCGGGCCAAUCGCACGGUGUCGAUCUGGCCGCGAUCAACAUCCAGCGAGGGCGUGACCAUGCGCUUCGUCCUUACAACGAUUACCGGCGGCUAGCGGGUCGAUCGGGUGCGGUUUCGUUCGAGGAGUACGGACCCGAUCUUGGGCCACGGUUGGCCGCACUGUACGCACAUCCGGAAGACGUCGAUCUGUACGUGGGCGGUAUCCUGGAGAGACCCGUCGAUGGGGGUCUCGUGGGUGAAACGUUCGCGGAGUUGAUCGCGGAUCAGUUCGCGAAGUUUCUGCACGGUGAUCGGUACUUUUACAGCAACGGGCCGGACUCGAAUCCGGGCCAUUUCACGCCAAGUCAGUUGGGUGCGCUUCAGCGUGUCACGCUUGCGGGGCUUAUAUGCGCGAAUGCUGGUGACGCUGAGCUGGCGCAUGUCCUGCCAGAUGCGUUCGCGCUUCCACACAAGGAUAACGCGCGUGUUCCGUGUUCCAAGGUGUCUCGGCUUGAUUUGAGCUGGUGGAAGGACUAA
Molecule: messenger RNA, 2307 nt
Organism: Anopheles nili
Lineage: Eukaryota; Metazoa; Arthropoda; Insecta; Diptera; Culicidae
Product: chorion peroxidase-like
Exons: 4
Coding region: 1-2307 (768 amino acids)
Biological process (GO): response to oxidative stress
Molecular function (GO): heme binding; peroxidase activity
Source: RefSeq, a predicted model, not a curated record